Pantherophis guttatus is the source of this 4621-nucleotide messenger RNA. The record is from RefSeq and is a predicted model, not a curated record. NCBI's taxonomy places the organism in Eukaryota, Metazoa, Chordata, Lepidosauria, Squamata, Colubridae.
UGUGAUUCCUCCAUUCUGUCCAGAAUUCUAGAUUGUGAUUACAAAGGUUACCUAAGAAACCAAUUGCACUAAUACCUUCCACAAAGAGCCCAUGACACAUGUUCUCCAAUCAGUUUACUCAAUGAAUCUGGAGUGGAAAGCGAUUUGUUGGGCAUGUACAGAUUCAAAAGAGUUGCUUUUGGUCCUCAUGUGGAAACUUGGAUCCUGCAGCUACAUGUUCUUUGUUCAGCAUUAAUCUGAACAAAGGUUAUGCAGCAAUAUGGAACAUACAUUUCAAGGAGCAAAUUUGGUAUGGGAUUUUAUACCAAAGUACAAAGGAAAGAUCAGCACAGUCUUUACUCUUCCAGAUUCAGGAGCAUUCUCUUCCAGAUCCAGGUAUUCUAUGAAAAGACACUUUGCAAAGAUGCUCCAAGAAGAAGAAGCAUCUCCUAGGAGAAGCAUCAAAGACCAGGAUCGAGGAUGGGCUUGGAUGGUCUUAGUAGCCACAGUGCUGGUUCAAGGUCUAACACUGGGUUUUCCUUCAUGCAUUGGAGUCUUCUUCAAGGAUCUGCAGCGUGAUUUCCACGCUACCAAUAGUGAGACAUCAUGGUUCCCCUCCAUCAUGACAGCUGUCCUCCAUGCAGGUGGUCCUCUUUGUAGCAUUUUGGUGGAGCGAUUUGGCUGCAGGAUAACAGUCAUGGUGGGAGGCCUGCUCAGUGGAGUGGGCAUGGUUGCCAGUGCUUUCUCCAACUCACUUAGCGAGCUUUACCUAACAGCCGGAUUCAUUACCGGCCUGGGAUCAUCUUUUAGCUUCCAAGCAAGUGUCACCGUACUUGGCUAUUAUUUUACACAACGGCGAGCAUUAGCCAAUGCCCUGGCCUCCACUGGGGUUUCCCUUGGCAUGACGCUGUGGCCACUAAUUUCCCAAAACCUGCUUGAUGAGAUGGGUUGGAGAAACUCAUUUCUAAUCUUUGGGGGAGUGUUGCUGAACUGCUGCGUGUGUGGGGCUGUGAUGAGGCCAGUCCCAGGUAAGCUGACUGCCCUUUCACUCAAAUCUUGUUCUGAACAGUCAACUGGAGGAAUGCCGAAUGGUAACUCUUCGCAUCAUAAAGAACAAUGUCAGUCAAGAUUUACUGCGUGUUCCCAGACCCUGAAGAAGUACCUAGCUUUUGAUAUCUUCUGCAAGAACAAAGGCUACCAAAUCUAUACCCUUGGAGUUACCUGGAUGGUGAUGGGUUUUGUGCUGCCUCUCGUUUACUUGGUGCCCUAUGCCAUCUUGAAUGGAGUGGAGGAACAGAAAGCAGCCCUCCUAAUUUCCAUUAUCGGAUUCAUCAACAUAUUUAUGCGUCCAAUGGCAGGCCUUCUCUCAGGCCUUAGUAUCUUCACUGGCAGGAGGAAAUACCUCUUUAGCGCAGCUGUGAUGUUCAACGGCCUGAGCAAUCUCAUCUGUGCUGUUUCAGCUGACUAUAGUAUUCUUGUCCUCUACUGUUCGGUCUAUAGUGUCUCCAUGAGUGUCAUCGGUGCACUUCUCUUCCAAGUGCUAAUGGACGUAGUGGAAAUGGACAGGUUCUCUAGUGCCUUGGGUCUUUUCACCAUCUUGGAAAGUAUCACCAUUCUGAUUGGACCCCCUCUUGCAGGUCUUCUUGUGGAUGUUACAGGACACUUUAGUUAUGUUUUCUAUGCUUCCAGCUUCAUCAUGGUAUCAGCUGCUCUGUUCAUGGGUAUUAGCUUUUGCACAUUGGAAGCAAAAAACAAAUUGAAAGAAACUAAUAAGCCACCCCCUGAAGAUCCCUCCAAAGGAAAAUACACAGAAGUGCCAACUGAAUUUGUGCCUAUGAAAAACAGUCCUCCUGAAGUAAUCUAUAUAACAAGCAUCUGAAUGCAAAGGAGCUGAAAGAAUAUUGUAUUAUGCAAAAAUGCAAAAGCUGGGGGAAAGGACAUCACACGAAGAGAAGUGCCUCUUUUUCAUGCUCACUUCCUUCCUGAUACAGUGGUCUAUUCAACUGGGUUUGGUUCAGAUUUCCAGAGAAAUUAUCCAGAUAGGAAGAUACCCAAGCACUAAGGAGCACUUUAAACAAAAUGUACAGGAUGCAAGUCUUAUGACAGCAUCUGAUAUUACUUGAAGCAUAACAAAUUACUGUUAUCAGGUUUUCUUACAGACUCUUAGUAAAAACAGGACAUUCACCUUUUUGGUUAUUAAUUAUCUUGUUCUCUAAAACAAGCAAACUGACCAUAAUAUUGCUUGUAUGGGACUUUUGGUUUUGAGGAAGUCUAUUGGUAGCAGUUAAGCUUAUAUUGAAGUCAACUGGUGGACUUCUUUCCCAGUAUGAGUGCAGAAUUCUUAUUUAUUAAUCUCUACUGCUAGUUUCUUAAAUGUUAAGCAGAAUUGUUCAUCCCUGUUUUAUAAUUUGAGGGCAUUUUCUAGAGGAAUGUAUCAUGCCACUUGAAGCAACCUGAGUGGAAUUAUAUGCACUGCUAUAACCAAAGUGAAUAUUUUCUGCAUUUCAAGGCCUUUUAUGGAGACAAUAAAGUUUCAACACUGAAACUGCAAGUUAAAGUGGAUGGCUCCUAAGUGCCUAUGCAUUAACCAAUGGUGUCUUAAAUUUUUCUUCCUCUUUGAAUAUAUGUUGCUACAAAGAAAGUAUCAUGAGACUUUCUAGAGCUGUGGUGGUUCAGUGGUUAGAAUGCAGUAUUGCAGACUAAUUCUGCUGACUGCCAGCAGUUCGAUUCUUACCGUCUCAAGGUUGACACAGCCUUCCAUUUUUCCGAGGUCAGUAAAAUGAGGAUCUAGAUUGUUGGGGGCAAUAUGCUGACUCUGUAAACUGCUUAGAGAAGUCUGAAAAGCAUUAUGAAGUGAUAUGUAAGUCUAAGUGCUAAGUCAUGACCAUACAGUGAGGUGGACAUCUUAUUUUUGGAGGACCAGUAGAUCCUAUCACUUUCAAAAUGUCAAUAUGGUACAGGAAGCCAUGUUUGUUCUUGUCUUCACUGGGAUAUAGUAGGCUUCCAUGGUUUCUGUAGAGCCAAAUCUUUACAUACAUAAAGAUAUGUAUAGGAGCAAAAAAAUAAUAUUGUAGGUUUAAAGGAAAUUAAGUGUUAGAAAUGCUGCUUCUCUCAGGCAAUAGGUCGAAAUAAAGACAAUCUCUGUUCUGGAUUGGAAUUCUCAACAAAACUAUACAGUUAAGAGGAUUGUAUUUCUCUUAAAUCUGUUUCUGUUUUACUCUGAACAUGGUUUGCUUUGCCUAUUUUUUUUAAAAAAAACAGCAGUAUUUAUGAACAUGAGUAUGUUUCAACCCAGGCUAGUUUACUUGCUUUUGACAGUUCAGAUUUUCAUUUCAUAUUCUACUCUUCCAUUUCUAACCUCUCUGUAAACAUUCGCCUUAGUUAAGUCUUCUGAAGUCCAUACUGGUUGUUAAUGAAAGAAAAUAUUGGCUAGGAACUCAAGCACUUUAAAACAUAUAGAUUCAAAAGAGCAGAUGUUGAAAUGAAGUAAGAAGGAAGUCACAGCCCUACGGAUCAACCUAAAAGUUGACUUUAAUCUAUAUGAAUUGAAAUGAUAGGAAUGCAGGAUUGGCCCAAAGCAUAUUGGUGUCUGGAAGCAUUAAAAUUAGCCCAAAAUUACUUUGUGCUUUGAAUAACUGGGGGGUGGGGGGAGAAGGGAAAAAUGAAUUUUCUAGAAUUGUAUGAGUGAAACUGAACACAUAGAUGGCAUGUCCACAAACAUGAUUUGGAAAAACCCUACUCUGAAAGUCAGACCUCCAAUCUUUUAAAGUCUGGAUGUAAUUUUUUUUCAGCAUGAUACAAUGAAAAUAAUCUUGUGUAUGUGAAUCUCUGUGACCGUAGUGUAUACAGAGUAGAAAGAGGAGGAAAAUCUAUCUGUAUAGGAUAAACAAAAUGUAUUUUCAAUCUUAAACACACUUCAGUUAUUAAAAGCCUGGUACCAAAAUUAGAGUGUGACAUAUCAUGAAGAAUACUUUGACCUAUCAAUAGCCUGUCUAUUACACUUAAGUGGAAAUUUAAAAAUCGGUAGCAGUAAGGGGUUGCUGCUAUCUUUAUGCCUUACUUUUAAGAUGUCUUGAGGUCAUCUGACUGGCUAGUGUAGUGGAAAGAAAAUAAUUACACUAGGUAAACUUUAGUCUAAAUUCUUAGAUUUCUUACAUUAUACAAAUCUAAAUACCCCAAAGUUCUAAUGCAAGAAUGUAAUAACAUUUAUUCAAUAUUAAAUACUCUUCACCCACUGAAUUGAACCUUUUUUUUGAAAAUUAUAAAUUAUUUGAUAGGAAGGUUGGUUAGAUGGUUUUGAAACAGAAAAAUGAUACCUAGGUAGACUUCUGUCUUAAAGUAAUUUGCAAUGCCUUAGUUUCUGGAUUGUGGUCAGUUUAUUACUAGAUAACUAAAUUAUUUACUGGAAAUUUUAUGGGAAGCCUUUCAAAUAUCUAUGUAAGUCAAAUGUACUCAGUAACACUUGCAAACUUGGAAGCAAUAAAGUGUAUCAGUAGAGAAGCUUUUAAAAGAGAACAAAGAGCCACUGUGCUUGUUUCAGGAUUAAGAGACACGUUAUUUCUUUUUUCUGAAUACAUCAUUUGAAAAGGGUCCAAGUCUGCUUUUUCUAUUCUUUUUGAAUAAAGCCUCUCUACAUAAAGUU